UUAAAUACCCCUCCCCUGACGCGCACUCGGCACUCUCGAGUAAACCCUCAGAGACGAGCACACCCAGCGGGUCUGAUCGGUGAAACUCAUGUUUCUAGAGGGAGAACGGAUUAUGAACGCGUUCGGGCAGCAGCCGUCGAGCCAGCAGACCAGUCCUCUCCAGCACCACAACGCGCAGGACAUCCUGGACAUGACCGUGUACUGCGACACCAACUUCAGCAUGUACCAACAGAACCUCCACCAUCACCACCACCACCACCACGCGCAGAGGCCACCUGCGCAUCCUUCCAGCUACGGACUCGGCGAAUACACCUCAGCCACAGCCAACCCGUACCUGUGGAUGAACAGCCCAGGUAUCACCUCAUCCCCCUAUCUCUCCGGCCCGAACGGAGGCUCUUACAUUCAGUCAGGAUUUGGGUCGAACCAGCGGCAGUUUCUUCCUCCUCCCACCGGCUUCGGAAACGCGGAUCUCGGUUGGCUGUCCAUUUCAAGUCAGCAAGAACUUUUCAAGAUGGUCAGACCGCCUUAUUCCUAUUCAGCGCUGAUUGCGAUGGCUAUUCAGAACGCGCAGGAAAAGAAACUGACGCUCAGUCAGAUUUAUCAGUAUGUGGCGGACAACUUUCCUUUUUAUAAGAAAAGCAAAGCCGGAUGGCAGAACUCCAUAAGACACAAUCUGUCCUUGAACGAUUGCUUCAAGAAAGUCGCGCGGGAUGAGGACGACCCUGGGAAAGGUAAUUACUGGACUUUGGACCCCAACUGCGAGAAAAUGUUCGAUAACGGCAACUUCAGAAGGAAGAGAAAGAGAAGAGCCGACGGAAACACCAGUAAUUUGUCUGUAAAGUCCGAGGACGCGCUGAAAUUGGCGGACACGGCGAGUCUGAUGAGCGCUUCCCCGCAGAGCCUCCAGAACUCUCCGACCUCAAUC
Sinocyclocheilus rhinocerous is the source of this 925-nucleotide messenger RNA. Its product is annotated as forkhead box protein I2-A-like. The annotation marks the transcript as partial. Gene Ontology annotation, molecular function: RNA polymerase II cis-regulatory region sequence-specific DNA binding; DNA-binding transcription factor activity, RNA polymerase II-specific. Gene Ontology annotation, biological process: regulation of transcription by RNA polymerase II; cell differentiation; anatomical structure morphogenesis. The record is from RefSeq and is a predicted model, not a curated record. NCBI's taxonomy places the organism in Eukaryota, Metazoa, Chordata, Actinopteri, Cypriniformes, Cyprinidae. The transcript has 2 exons.